This is a messenger RNA of Amorphotheca resinae ATCC 22711, 5295 nucleotides long. RefSeq lists its product as hypothetical. Gene Ontology annotation, cellular component: nucleus. Gene Ontology annotation, molecular function: transcription factor binding. The transcript is spliced from 4 exons. NCBI's taxonomy places the organism in Eukaryota, Fungi, Ascomycota, Leotiomycetes, Helotiales, Amorphothecaceae. The record is from RefSeq and is a predicted model, not a curated record. The coding region runs from base 1 to 5295 and encodes 1764 amino acids. Gene Ontology annotation, biological process: positive regulation of transcription by RNA polymerase II.
AUGUCAGCAGCAAGGAACCGCUCUCUAUCGAUGAGCUCAAGAAGCUCUACGAAUUCUAAGGGAAGGUUAGCCACGCUGGCUGAGCUCAGUUCAACCAUGCCUCCGAGUCCGACAAAGGGCACUCGCGAUUUUGAGCCAUGCGCUGCGACGGCGUCCAUGUUCCUGUAUGCUCAGGGAAGUUCGAUUGUAUGUUGCCACCAUGAUACUCUGAAAAUCGAACGGAGAUUUUCGCGGCACACGGAGGAUAUACAGCUAUUAGCAGCGGAUACGGUCAGUGAGAGGGGUUCUGGAAGGUUGGUCGUGAGCUACGAUGCAGGGCAAACGGCGAUUGUAUGGGACUGCAUGACCGGCGAUGAGAUUGCAAGAUUCGCAUCUUAUGAGAACCUUACCGUAGCCGCAUGGAUGCGCAACGGCAAUGUUGCUUUUGGAAAUACCCAAGGAAGUGUGAUUUUGUUUGAACCUACAACAUCUGAACACAUUUCUGCGAGGACGAUAGACCAGAUUCCAAUCACAGCUUUAGCACCAGCUGCCGAUUGCAGAACAUAUGCUAUUGGAUAUUCGAACGGCUCCCUCAUGAUCGCAUCUCUACAGCCAAGAUUUACAAUCCUUCACAAUCUUUCCACCUCAAGGGGCCCGUCACCCAUUGUUACAUUGGCAUGGCAUGCUUCUUCUUCGCGCCAGAAGUCAGAUAUGCUGGCUGUACAGACAAAUGAUGGGGACCUUCGAGUUUGGAGUAUAGCAAAAUCCCCCACAAGCAGCGACACAGCAAAAGUUGUGAGAGUCCUAAAACGGACAGAAAAUUAUUUUACAGGCCCAAAUUGGCUAGGAUGGUCUAAAAAUGGUCGCAUCAUUCAAUACUCCGAAGGAGAAACGUCAUCAUGGGAUGUGCGAACUAAACAUGUUACCUAUGAAUCGGUACCGACCCUUGAUCACAUUAGGGGUCUUGCUGUUUAUGGGCCAGGCGCCACUUUAUUCACACUAGGCCGUAAUAACACGGCCCAGCAGUUUGACCUCAACUCCCCCCCUGUGAUGGUGGCAAAUGUGCAGCAUCCAGCGAAUCUCCUACCUCCUUCACCACCUGUGUCUAUUGAGGAGCAAUCAGGGCAGAAUGCACCGGCGUCUACAUCAGGCGUUGAACUUUCGGCAGUGCCCAUCAAUAUCGACAUAUCCGAGAGCGAUGAAGAUCAUAUGUCGCCCUUGGCGAGAAUCGCUAGAGAGAUGGACAAGUUAGAGCAGGAACGACAAGAUGCUGGUACAGACCGUGCCGAUACUCUGAGCCCCGUUUCAUCAAGGAGCCGUGCAUCGUCCAACUCUGGUGUCUCGAUAAACUCAAGAUCAUCUGCUGGGUCUCAGCCAUAUCGGCAAUACCGCAAGCACUCUUCAGUCGUAUCCCGUGGCCUCAGUGAAGCGACCAGUAUGUCAUUUGGCUCCUCGCUUCAUUCUAUUCGAGAACCAUCAUUGGCUUCAAGCCGCGACUCUUAUUCAAUGAGCAGUCUGAGUUCCCACUCAAAUGCGUCGCAUCGAUCCCGACCAAGAGGUUCUCGGUUACGCCAGGAGGUCCUUCGCAGCCCGGACGAAGCGAAGGUUAUUGACCUCUUCAAAUUCACGAAAUCCAGGUUAAGCGAUAUUCCGUACCGGCAUCCACAGGUUUUGGACAAUCGGCAUCUCACAAAUAAUGACCUCCGUCGACAGAUGCUCAGUACGAUCUUCGGUUGGGACGGUGAGGCUGAGGACUUGAUCCAGGAUGAGAUGAACAGACAUCCCGUGGGGUCCCCAUCCCGUCUUCUUCUAGCCAAGUGGCUCGGAGACAUCGAUACCGAUAUCAUGGCUUCGAGCUCAGAGUCGAUGACCUCGUCCGAUUGGAUGCUUCUAGCACUCAGUGGGAUCGGCGGUCACGCCUCACAGACCAAAGUUGCUGGAGCAUUCGUUCAACGAUUGCUUGAAAAGGGAGACGUACACACUGCUGCUACGAUCAUGAUUGGAAUGGGGGAUCGGAAUGAUGCCAUCGAGAUUUACGUCUCGCAUAAACGGUACAUGGAGGCGCUGAUUUUGACAUGUUUAGUUUUCCCUGCCGACUGGCAGAGGCAAGCAGAACUAGUCAGAAAAUGGGGCGAGUGGGCAGUCCAGCACAGUCAACAACAGUUGGCGAUAAGAUGUUUCUCUUGUACUGGAUCUGAAUCUUCUGAACCGUGGUUCUCGCCAACUGCGCAAGCAGCAACGUUUUCACAACUUCAAAACCAGGGCAUUCCAGAACUUCUCAGUCCUCCUUUGUCUCCACCUGGAGCAAGGGGCCCUCAGCGCAGUAUUGCGAAAACAUCUGCCUUGAAGCUCAUUACCUCGUUCGGCGAUAAAUCCGCAAAAGCAAAGUUCUUCGGAGCGGGUGAGGAUGAUCGGACUCCUAUCGGUGCCAGUGCUAUAGGUGGAGUGACACCCAUUGCAGAAUCUGCCAUUUCACCUGGAGGUAAUACAGCACAUACCGCUCUCCUCCGACCUGGUCAUCGGAGUGCGUAUAACACUCCAGCAUCCGCCCGUACUGCAACGCCUGGUGGAUUCACGAGACAGCGUCUUCCUUCAAUCGGCGAAACUCCGUCCGAUGUCAUCCCUCGUAGGAGUCUAGAACCAACAACGCCCGUGGCUGCUGGCUCAGGUACCGAAAACCGUUCUCGUGGUCAUGAGCGGAAUAUAUCACAACCUGUUGAAAUUAUGCAACUUAGUUCAGCGAAGUAUAAUCCGCCUCCAACAAAUCGAGCUGCUACUGCAAGCCCGAUGAUGGAGAAGAACAGAGAGAAGACUUCAAACCCACUGCCCUCACCAUCUCCAGAGACCUUUACUGCUAUAAAGCGGGAUGCCCGUGCGCGGAAUGGAUCCCGCGACCGUAAACCUGAUGGUCUCCAAAUCCAAUGGCCGCCGAUGGAAUCCAUCCUCACUGGCGAUUACAUGACAUCUCCUGACCAAUCAGCCACGUCUGCAAGGUUUCGCGGUCCACGCUCUGCUGCUGGAUCGGUGGUUUCGCACUCAUCACUUGGAGCCAGAAGCUAUAAAAGCACAGGAAACCAUAGCCCAAGUGUAACUGGGAGGAGUCUUGACCAGUACAUCAGUAGUUUGGAGUCGGCACAAUACCACUCCGGAAGGCGCCGAGCUCGACAUAGUAGCCGUGAGAGACAUGAAAAAUCAGGAAGAGCUCACAGUAGCAGCCGAAGGGCUAAGGCACGAGAACCGUCAGAAGACCGCGGACGUACGGCUGCUCGUUAUAUCAAACCAGCUAAGCGUUCGCCCACAUCACCUCUGCCCAUGUCGCCCGAAGAUCUCAGAGGUCUCGGAGCGGUCGGAUACGGCGAUGACACCACCGAGUCAACAAGAAAGGGAGAUGAUCCAAAAUCCAGAGCUUCGAAGCCAUCCAGCAGAGUUCGCCGGUCAUCCCCUGAGCCUGUGGCACGUUUACAGACGGCCAGCAAGCCUGGGAGCCGGGUGACAAGUCGAAACAGUAGUCGCCGCCGUAGCCCUGACACUCGUCUAACCCUUCUGGACACUCGUGGAAGAGGCAAUAUUCGCGAAGGAUCCGUGAUACGCUCACCGUCAUCUCCGUUGCCAAUGUCUCCUCAAGCAAAGCUGUACCAGGCGGACGAUGAUGAGGAUGAAGAUGACCUCAAGCGAGCGGUCAAGGAUCAGAUGCGGUUUAGAUCUCGACAAAGAAGUACCAGCCGACUCAGGGAGCGUGGUACGGCUCGUGAAGGUUCCCCAGACAGAAGACGACGUGAUCGAUCAUCUAGCCGGAGACCGGGUGAAAGAGAUGCCAGCAGGGUGCGGAAGGAACAGGACUCACAGCUGAAAUGGGAUCGUCGGGAACUGGAAUCAUCUCAUUCCAGGCGAGCGUCCGAGGCGAAAGCUGGCGAUCUCAACCGGAUUAAAGACGAGAGAACUCUCAAGAAGGAGCAAGCGGCUCGUGAACUUGAAGAGAGGCGGAAGUCUCUCGCCCGUAGACCAUCUGUCCCCCCAAUUGUUCAUCCCGAGGAGCUUGCUAGAUUGUCUCCGAUGAGCUAUCAACCCGGGACACCCCAGGAGUUCUUCAGAGGCACAACGUCUCCCCCUCCGAGGCACAAUCAAACCCAACACAGCCGCAGUCAGACUGCCUCCCCUGUGAACACACAAUCAACACAAGACCACUUCGGUGAUUCUAAUAGCUCAGGUCCACAAAUCGGUCUUCCAGCUACGCCAAGAGCAAUGCGGCAUCCCAAAUAUGACCCCGAGGGCAGAGAUGUUCCCGAUGUUCCUGAGAUUCCGGUGAAGUUCGAUAAUAUUCAACCGCCAUCCUGGGGAAACUCCAACACUCUUUCCUACAACAGUGCCUUUGAGAAUCUUGCACCUCUUCCGAAGUCAGUCUACCAGGGCCCCUCUAGACGUGUACCACCGCGUUCUGCUUCUGCUCCAAUUCCUGAAGAACCCAACUCACCACCUGCACUACCUGCCGCUCUCCCGUUACACCCAGCUUUCCAGGCCGCAUUGCCACCAAGUUCUAGACGACGAGGGCAAGACUCGAGUUUCCAAAGACCGUCGCAGUCUUACUCGUUGCGAAAAAUUAACCCCGGAGACUCCCAGCCAGGAACAUUAGGCUAUGAAACCAGAAACAACAAUCCAGUCUACUCGACUGGUAAUCCGGCCAUGAUGAGUGGAAUUGACGAGACCAUCGAGGCGAACACUCAGUCUCUCAAUCCUUCAAAUGACAAUCUCACUCCCCCACCCCCACCGCCUCCUCCAGCACCACCGAUACUCAAGGAAUUGCAGCAUCUCGCAACACCUCCUCCCCCACCUCCAGCUCCUAUUGCACCUCUUUACCGCCACAAUGAUCCUAACACAAACUCAAUCGUCUCCGGGGUCUCAUCUCAAGGAUCGCAAGUCAUAGAGAUUGUGAUGGACGAAGAAGAAGAGAAGGCCAGUAGCCCUAAUCAAAGUGGCUCGGCUCCACCCCAGCAACCAUUUGGACGAGACUCAGCCGCUAGUCACAGCCGUGGUCGCAGCGAAAAUGACAACAGUAUCUCCGGACGCUUCACACGUGCUGCUGAACGACUUCGAAGCGCCAGCCGUGGGCGGAAUACAACGUCGCCCAUAGCAGACUUUACAAAGCCAUAUGAGCCAAGCCCAUAUGAAAGCGUGCCGCCAGUCUGGAACAUGAAUAGAAAUGCGGCUACUAGUCCUGCUGCUUCGAAUGCCAAUCUCAGCGGGAAUGGCAACAUGAUUGAAAGACAUCCGAGGGAUGUCAAGGGUGCCAUGAGCCAGGAGGAUGGAGGAAUGAUCUAA